AUGCCGCCACCGCCUUUGCAUUACCAGAUGUCGCUGCCGCCGCCUUCACAUGGUUUUAUGACCCCGCCGCCGCCACUGUCACAGAAUUUUAUGACCCCUUCUAGAGGCUAUUAUGGGUUUAUGUUUGUAUAUCCAACUUGGGUGUUCUCAAACCCUAAUCCCACUAUUCUCAACCCUUCCUUUAAACCCCUUUUAAACAGGCAAACCCUAAAGCCUCCAAGACCCUACCCAAAACCAAAGCACACCCCCAUUUCGUCAGUCCUUCAAUGGAACAGAAAGCCUGGGCUGGCGGGGGAGACCCCGCGCAUUGUGGUUAUAACAUCAGGGAAAGGCGGCGUUGGAAAAACAACUACCACCGCCAAUGUUGGACUUUCCUUAGCCCGUCUCGGAUUCUUUGUAGUGGCCAUUGACGCCGAUGUUGGCCUCCGUAACCUAGACCUCCUCCUCGGUCUCGAGAAUCGCGUGAAUUACACGGUCGUCGAGGUAAUCAACGGUGAUUGCCGGCUGGACCAAGCAUUGGUUCGAGACAAGCGUUGGUCCAACUUCGAAUUGCUUUGCAUUUCCACGCCCAGAUCGAAACUCCCCAUCGGAUUCGGUGGGAAAGCGUUGGUUUGGCUAGUUGACGCUCUCAAAGCGCGUGAGGAUAAAUCUCCGGAUUUCAUACUAAUUGAUUGUCCGGCGGGGAUCGACGCAGGGUUCAUAACGGCAAUAACUCCGGCAAAUGAGGCGGUUCUGGUGACGACGCCGGACAUAACUAGCUUAAGGGACGCGGAUAGAGUGAUGGGGCUGUUAGAAUGCGAUGGGAUAAGGGAUAUCAAAAUGAUAGUGAACAGAGUAAGGACCGAUAUGAUAAAAGGAGAAGAUAUGAUGUCAGUUUUGGAUGUGCAAGAGAUGUUGGGGCUGCCAUUGUUAGGGGUAAUUCCUGAGGAUUCCGAGGUCAUUAAUAGCACAAAUAGAGGGUAUCCGCUUGUUCUGAAUAAGCCGCCAACCCUUGCUGGAUUGGCUUUCGAGCAAGCUGCUGGGAGGCUUAUUGAGCAGGAUAGUAUGAAGGCUGUUAUGGUUGAGGAGGUGCCAAAAAAGCGUGGCUUUUUCUCCUUUGGAGGGUAGGGAAAAUAAAGUUGG
Molecule: messenger RNA, 1122 nt
Organism: Hibiscus syriacus
Lineage: Eukaryota; Viridiplantae; Streptophyta; Magnoliopsida; Malvales; Malvaceae
Product: putative septum site-determining protein minD homolog, chloroplastic
Exons: 2
Coding region: 1-1107 (368 amino acids)
Biological process (GO): negative regulation of cell division
Cellular component (GO): cytosol; cytoplasmic side of plasma membrane
Molecular function (GO): ATP hydrolysis activity; ATP binding
Source: RefSeq, a predicted model, not a curated record